This is a messenger RNA of Cydia pomonella (codling moth), 3360 nucleotides long. It is a transcript of the gene fj, whose product is annotated as extracellular serine/threonine protein kinase four-jointed. NCBI's taxonomy places the organism in Eukaryota, Metazoa, Arthropoda, Insecta, Lepidoptera, Tortricidae. The record is from RefSeq and is a predicted model, not a curated record. The transcript is spliced from 2 exons. Bases 697 to 2313 code for a protein of 538 amino acids. Gene Ontology annotation, biological process: cell-cell signaling.
GCUACGCUAAACGAAGUUGCCGCUUUCCGCCUCCGUCGAGUAGAAAAAUAGUAUGCGCACCACGGGGCAAUUUUACACGCGGCACGCAAUGUCCUACUUUUCCUGCCUUGGGACACAACUAUUCCGUCAUACGCUUCAAAAUCAUGUCGCAAAUCACGCAUAGGUAUUUGCACUACACCUAGUCUAUUAUUCAUUUAUUCUAUCAAUUAAAAAGCAUGAUUAAUCAAUCCAUUAAUCGAAACCACAUCUCAAUUAAUUAAAUAGAGUCAGUUGAACAAACCACCCACAACCAUGGCCCAUAUCCAAACACCAUAAUUUCAUAGACUCGGUAUCAAUGAGCGCCGGGCCAUAACUCACGGCCAUAAAGAUCUAUACAUCAUAUAGAUCUUUCAAAGAAAUCAUUGGAAAAAAGUCCAACGAGAGUCCAAUGCAUGCCAUUAUACCUGUCCCGUUUUAACGGGAAAGAAUCCGAGGGAGAGAUAAGGAGGGAUAUAUUUCUUAUUCGAGUGGACCUUCUGAGAAAAGUCAGUCUCGGAUUGAGGGUCGAGGACGACGGACGUCUUGGAGUUAAACCAAUUUUGUGGGUUUAUUUUUCGAUUGUUUUUUUUGUGAAUAUUUGUGACUUGAAGUGUCUGUGUUGUGUUCAGGAAUUCCGAUUAAGAUCAUAAUAAUGAAAACAGUGUAGAACUCAAAACAAUGGGAGCAUCAUACAUUGAAGACGAAGAAAAAGCAAUUUGCGACGAUAAAAUGGUACAUAGACUGCCAACCUUACAAGAAAUCAAAACUAACGCAAGACAAAAGACAGAAUUCAAAAUUAUUACAAUGAAGAAUAGUAUACAAUAUAAUAAUUUCGGAUAUAAAGAAGAAUUGACAAGAAGAAUGAAGAAAGAAUAUAGAUGUUACAAUUUAUGCUUCCUCAGUGUGUGUCUUAGUUUUAUUCUAGGAUUAACAAUAGGGAUAGUCCUGAUGAAAACUUCCCAAAAUAUAACAAGAAGAGUUACUAUAAAUAGUAGUAAAGACUUAAGAACACUAAAUUCAUUUAAACAUGAAACUAAGACUGAUUUUGAAGUAAAAGUUGACGAGAACAAAUAUGACACAGUAACUGCUGGUCAUAAAUAUAAUAAAGAUGUUUACCCUAAAAGCUUAACAGAAGAUAUGAAGGAAAUACUAAAAGACAACAAAUCUCAUCACAGACAUGUGAUAGCACAUAUUAUUAAUAGUACUAAGCCAUAUGUUCCUAGUGACCAAACUGUGUUGUAUAAUAAUGUGUAUUGGGGGCCUGAGGUUGAAGAUUCAAUGCCACAAGGAUAUGGAGAGAGUAGUGGAGAAUUGUGGGAAGAAUACGUCGGUCAAAGUGAGGUAGUAGAGAUGAAGCCUGGGUGUGGUCGUAUGCAGAAUCGACUAGUCAUCUUCAAAGAUGGAUCUCAAGCCUGCGUCAGAUACAGGCAAAAUACGGAUCAAAUUCAAGGCGAAAUCUUCAGUUUCUACGUAGCAAAGUUAAUGAAUUUAACCAAUUUGGCACCUUCAGUAUUGAAAAUCGUCGAUCUGAAAGAUAAACUUUGGGCUAACGUGGCUAAUGAUAUAGCAACAGCGCAAUGGAAUAGCAACAGAGCUGUGGUUUUAACUCAAUAUAUACCAAGCUUAGAAUCCGCAACGAUACCAGACAUUUUCAAACCAGCCAACAGACAUUUGAAUAAACAUGAUGUACUGAAAAUGUCUUUGAAAGAAAACGAAGCACCAAAGGAAAUUCUAAUAGAAAAACUAAAGACAAAAACUGUGAAAGUGAAAAAAAGUGACAAUUUUGAUCAUAUUGAUGUGAAAUUAAAUAAGAAAACUGUAGAUACAUUUGUAGAACUAGCUCAAUGGUCUGAUCUCAUAAUUUUCGAUUACCUAACAGCUAAUUUAGACAGGAUUGUUAAUAAUCUUUUUAAUUACCAAUGGAAUAUAAAUAUUAUGGACGGUCCAGCUCACAAUUUGGCUAGAAAAAUGGACAGUGGGUUGCUUUUGUUUUUAGACAACGAAUCAGGACUGUUACAUGGUUAUAGGCUUUUAAAGAAAUAUAAUGUGUACCAUAGUUUAAUGUUAGAUAAUUUGUGUGUAUUUAGGAGAACAACGAUAGAUGCUUUGAAGAGAUUGUACGAAAUGAAAGCGAUAGGUGUUAAAUUAAGUGAUAUGUUCCAUAAGAAAAAUAGUGCUGUUAUAAGAGACAUAUUACCGCCUUUACCAGAGAAGAAUGCUAAGAUUUUACACGAGAGAAUAGGUAAAGUUUUAAGCCAAGUUGAAAAAUGUGAACUAACUUUCUCUAACAGAUAGUGAGUACGUGGAUUUAGGAAACAAUUCAAAAAGUAAAUUUCAUGAUCCAACUUGAUACGAAGUUGACGAUGAUUUUUGUGAUUGGCUUUUACUUCAUUUUGUAUACACCAAUCAGUGUGAGGGAUCCUCAAAAUCAUUUCAAAAUAUGAUUAAAACUGGAACAAGUUGUUAAGUCUGACUCGGGAUCUGUGUUAGAACUCAUUUGAAAAUUAACGUGAUCCCCUAUAGCUGAAAACUUAAGAAUGCAUUCUAACAAGGCCUACAGGAUGACCCACACGAAGGGAUGACUACACAGUGACAGGACAUUGAGUCAUUCUCAAAGCGGCUUUCGAACUUAAUAAUUGAUCUCAUUCUGACAUAAAUACUCGUAGGGCAACUACCUAUAGUCUGUUUUUAUAUGAACCUACUGCCAUGAAAAUGUAUGGCAUAGUAAUUUAUAAUUAAAAAACUGGCUACAGUCAUAGGUCAUUGAUAUUUGGUGCGUGCCAAAUGUCAAAAUGAGAUCAAAAUAAAGAUUAAAUGUAAUUCGAACCCGCUUCUGUUAUCGAAUAGACAAAAUGAUUUUGAAGUAACGAAAAUGUUACUUCUAAAGUUUUAAUUGGUUUAUCUGUUAUCAAUGUGGGACAAUACCGGCAUAUAAAAUACUUGACUGGGAAGACCGUCAUAGGGCAAGAGCUCUCGUAUUAUUUAUGUCAUCCACGAUGACGCGCGGAUUUGUCAAAUCUAACCUUUAAUAACAUGAAAAUACGAGUCAAGGCACGCAUCUUUGUGAAUGACACGAUCUUACUUCGUACCUCGUCCCUAGAGACUUCAUACUAUUUUCACUGUGACAAUGUACGAAAUGGGUCACAAAUUUAAUCUGUUGACUGUAUAUGUAUUUCGCUCAGAGACACUCAGAAAGGUAGAACUUCGCUUUUUCUGCUCUAUUGACCUUCUGUAAGAGGAGUAUUUUUUUUUUUUUAUGGAGGAUAGGCAGGCGUUUGACCACGAUCACACCUGAUGGUAAGUGAUGAUGCGGUCUACGGUGGAGCACGCUUGCCUAUGAGA